UCCUGAAAUCGAGAUGAAAAUCUCAAUCGUUUUUAUGUUAAUAUACGUCAUCGCUUCAUCCUGGUGUCAAGAUGAAACAGUGUUUCAUUGCUCUCCAAAGCCGGGUUGCCAGAUUGCACAAUGUGAUUCGGUUGCUGUAGGAUGGGACAGACCAGGUUUCAACAUUGAUAAACACCUGCAUGACAAAGAGUUUCCGAUUACGUGCAAAUCUAUGAAUAACACGGGAUCAAAGAAUUCUGGCAACUUGCUUCCUGUCGUAACUAGAAAUAUUUUAGAUAUAAGAAAUAUCAGAUCAGAGUUAGAAGAAUCAAAAGAUGACCUUGCUAGAGCAAAUUCUGAAAUCCGAGAGCAUCGUAGCGAAAUUGCGGAACAAUCAAACAAAAUAAAAGAUUUUCGAAAUAACGCUCUUCAGCAAUCUCGCCAAAUUGAAACUCUACUGAAAAAAAACAAAGAGCAAAACUCUGUGGUCAAUGAAUUGAAAAAAGAAUUGAUCGAAGUUCAAGAAAGAAAUGAUAAGUUGGAGAAAGAAUUGAUUGAACAAAAUAAAACAAAUAAUGCGAUGAAAAAAGAAAUGGAUCGAAUCGAACAAAAACUCACUGCAAUGGAGGAGCUUCAACAGGUUCAAUCUGGAAAUCAACAGAUUUCAAUGACAACAAACAAAACAACAUUGAAACCGACUCCUUCCCCAGAAUACUGCAAAUUGAAGAUUGGAAAUAUCUGUUAUUCUGCUGUGGUACGAGUUGAAAAUGAUGUCAGCUACGACAAAGCAGUUGAUAUUUGUAAGAAACGUAAUGCAGAUGUUGGUUUGAUUCGAGAAGAAGUGUCUUACAAUGCGAUUAUAGAUUUCCUGAGACGGAAUAUUCCAAAAGGUUAUACGGGGAUGCCAAUAAGGACAGGAAUCCGCUUUGAUCCAAUGACACAUGACGUCGCACCCGAAGAUUCAUUCAUAAAAUGGAGUCAAAGUUUUCCACGCACUGGAAUUGAAUAUACAGAUCUCACGGAUGUUUCUCUCGUAGUUCAUUUCAACGCGAAAGUGCAAGGAAUGAUCAAUGUUCGUCGUGUCUCGGAGACUCAUGGAGUUCUUUGUGAGAUCCAGAUCUAAUGAAACAUCUGUCUCGUUGCAUUCUGUCCCCAGGUUAUAUUGUAUUAGUAAAAUAGAACUCAUUGAAUAUUGGUUUAAAAUUUAUACAAUUGACAUUUCACUUAGAUUGAAUUGUUGUCAACAAUUUAUUGAGAGUCAGUUUAAAAAUAUUAAACAUUUGUCUGUUUGAUUUUUUUGCCGUUUUCGAUCGA
Messenger RNA from Styela clava, 1293 nucleotides. RefSeq lists its product as uncharacterized. The record is from RefSeq and is a predicted model, not a curated record. Lineage: Eukaryota; Metazoa; Chordata; Ascidiacea; Stolidobranchia; Styelidae.